Molecule: messenger RNA, 1053 nt
Organism: Fraxinus pennsylvanica
Lineage: Eukaryota; Viridiplantae; Streptophyta; Magnoliopsida; Lamiales; Oleaceae
Source: the annotation of a GenBank genome assembly
AUGACAAGGUUUAAUAAGGAAAGACUUCUGAUCCCUGAUCUGCAUAUCACAACCACAGUCUCUGCUAUAAUAUAUGAUGUAAAAUGUGAGGCUUUUAAGAUGUCUUUGUCAAAGACACCUCCCAAGUCAAUAACCGACCUACUUGCCCGGGCUGAAAAAUGCAUCAACAUUGAAGAAACCAUGUUCCCAAGGAGAGAUGCAUCGCUAUUAAAGAAGCCUAAGCUUAAGAAGUUGUAUGAGUCUAACCAGCGUCCAGAUCCUUUUCGAAGCAAGCCAAGGCUGCGAGCUCCACCGAACACCCUUGAUAGGAGCAAGUACUGUGAUUUUCAUCGAGAUCAUGGGCACAUGACUGAAGGUUGCUUCAUCCUGAAGCAAGAAAUUGAAGCCCUCAUCAAGUGGGGAUUUCUGGGUACUUAUGUCAGCCAUGACAAGCAUCAGAGGAACAACCAAGGCAAUGACAAAGCUCUGGAAGAUCAGGGGAACAAACAGCUAACAACAGACACCAUUAAUAUCAUUAUCGGAGGGACGACCUCGGGAGGGACUCCAACAACGGGCGUAAGUAGUAGCGCCUUGGUUAUAUCAGAUAUAAUUGCUAAUUUUGAGGUGAGGAAAAUUCUGGUGAAUGAUGGAACUGCAACUAAUGUGCUGUUACAUGAGGCUUUCGUUCAGAUGGGUAUUUCACUUGAGCAGCUCAAGCCAGUCAAAACCCCCCUUCAGGUGUUCGAAGGUGGUGUCAUCAUUCCAAAAGGCAUUGUCAGGUUACCUUUCACCUUGGGAUUAGAAAGGAAGAUUAAGACAAUUGUCUCAACCUUUCACCUGGCAAUGAAAUUUCCUACAAGUAAUGGGGUCGGGGUAGUUCGAGGAAACCAAACAGUAGACAAACAAUGCUAUGUUACUAGAUUUUGGGAGAUCAAGGCUGAUAGCAUUCAACUCUCAAGCUUGACCUCGAGAAUCAUGGGAAACUUGCCCCAGUGGUCGUUAAGAACAAGCAAGUGGAUUGUCAUAUCUCUGACCUUGAAGAGGUCUUCGCUACACUGCGGAGGUACAAGAUAA